Molecule: messenger RNA, 1481 nt
Organism: Manihot esculenta (cassava)
Lineage: Eukaryota; Viridiplantae; Streptophyta; Magnoliopsida; Malpighiales; Euphorbiaceae
Product: syntaxin-121
Exons: 2
Coding region: 361-1350 (329 amino acids)
Biological process (GO): vesicle fusion; intracellular protein transport; exocytosis
Cellular component (GO): endomembrane system; SNARE complex; plasma membrane
Molecular function (GO): SNAP receptor activity; SNARE binding
Source: RefSeq, a predicted model, not a curated record
UCCAAAAAAUUCCACGCGUCUGCUGAUGAAAACUUCAAAUCAAAACAACAACAUUCCAUUUAAGCCCUUUUACUCGGUUCAAACACUUCAAAAAGAUCUCUCCACUUUCUCAGAUGUUUCCUCCAUGAUUUUCCCGGAAAUUUAUAUAAGAAAAUCUCCUAGCCUGACUUGUACCAGAUUGACUUUAUCUAAAUUAAAUCUCCUCCCUCUCUUGAAAUCCAGGGAGUAGUUGAAGCUGGCAACCCAGUUUGACCAGUCUCUCCUUAUAAUCUCCUUCAAUUCUUCAAAGAUAUUAUAUCAGAGUAAAAAGAAAAUAGAGGAAGGAAACUAGUAAUCUGUUAAAAACGAGGGAAAGAAAAGAUGAAUGAUUUGUUUUCUGGGUCUUUCUCUCGCUUCCGCAGUGAGGAAGCCUCCCCCGAUCACCAUGUAAUCCAGAUGUCAGAGAUGCCGCAUACCGGCGGCGUCAAUCUUGAUAAGUUUUUUGGUGAUGUUGAAUCUGUUAAAGAUGAGCUGAAGGACUUGGAAAGGCUCAAUGAGAGCCUCCAAUCGGCUCAUGAGCAGAGCAAGACUCUACACAACGCUAAGGCCGUCAAGGAUUUGCGGUCGAAGAUGGAUGCCGAUGUCGCUCAAGCGUUGAAGAAAGCUAAGCUCAUUAAGGUUCGUUUGGAGGCUCUGGACCGUUCCAACGCCGCUAAUCGGAGUCUGCCAGGGUGUGGACCUGGGUCUUCGUCGGAUCGGACCAGGACUUCUGUAGUCAACGGGCUGAGGAAGAAGCUGAAGGAUUCGAUGGACAGUUUUAAUAGCCUCAGAGAGAAGAUAUCUGGAGAGUACAGAGAGACUGUACAGAGGAGGUAUUUUACUGUAACCGGCGAGAAUCCCGAUGAGAGGACCCUGGAUCGCCUGAUCUCCACAGGUGAGAGCGAGACUUUUCUUCAGAAGGCAAUCCAAGAACAGGGCAGGGGAAGGAUUUUGGAUACAAUAAAUGAGAUACAAGAGCGGCACGACGCUGUGAAGGAUAUGGAGAAGAAUCUAAAAGAGCUGCACCAAGUUUUCUUGGACAUGGCAGUAUUGGUGCAAGCUCAAGGCGAGCAAUUGGAUGAUAUUGAGAGCAAUAUGCAGAGAGCAAGCUCCUUCGUCCGCGGCGGAACCCAGCAGUUGAAUACGGCGAGAGUUUAUCAGAAAAAUACCCGGAAAUGGACUUGCUAUGCUAUCAUUAUUUUGCUGGUCAUCAUCUUAUUUGUGGUGUUGUUCACUGUGAGACCAUGGGAAAACAACGGCGGCGGGGGCGGUGGUGGCAGCCAACCAGCCCCUGCACAGACUCCACCUUCACCACCCCCACCACCGCAGUAGGAUUUGAUGGGUUUUGUAGCUUAUACAUGCUGAUCAUAUGCAUGUAUGUUAUUAUUUUGUGGGAUAUUUGUUAGUUUGAAACUUGAUUAUUGGUUUUGUUGAUUGAUUGAUUUAUUAUUUUGAUUUUCCUU